CAGUGACAAAUACAGGCUGAAAGACUAUAGCAAUGAACGAACGCGAAAGCGACGGACGAAGAGGAAACCGUAGAAAGAAUUAUUCAGGAUGGUUGAAACGGGAGAUUCUAUCAUGAUUUUGUUUCGGGUCAAGAAGUGAAUCUCUCUGUAUAAACGUAACAAUGCCCCGCAUUCAAUUUACAAUGAUAAUUCGCACGAUCAAACGAGAAUGGAAUUAAGGGGAAACUAAUAAAAAAGCAGGAAUCGUGCACCAAGCGAAUUUUUCAUUUCUAUGGUUUUAGUUCUCAUCAAUCAACAGCAAUCGUUCAAACGUUUGCGAUGGAAAGCAAAAGUUGCAAUAAUUUCAUAAGUUAUGUUGGACUGGAGGAACACGAGAUGCAGCCACUAGGUUCUAGUCGACGUAAUUCUGUAUCCGAGAACAAUAUUAAGUUGUUACCAGGUGAAAUCUUCAUCACCAAAGCACAAAAUGUCCUUAUGUUCUCACCCGUUAGUGAUUUAAAUCAAGGAACAUCUGGCAUUCUAUCUGUUACAAAUUUCAAACUUACUUUUGUUACGACUGAUGAGACAAAUGGAGAAGACGUGGCUCGUCAACAAAAUCAUCUUUAUGGGUAUAUGGACACAUGUUUAACAAACAUAGAAGAUAUUUAUGUAACUGUAGGAGAUAAAAAAAGAAAAUUGAUUCCCGGAAAUAUUGUACCAUCUAAAGUAAAAGGGAUAUUUAUUAUUUGUAAAAAUUUACGUACGUGGUCCUUUUCUUUCAAAUUUUCACCUAUCGGAGAUGGGAAGAAUCUUUUGCAAGCAUUAUUACAUCAUGCUUUCCCUAGCAGACACCAGUUGUUAUUUGGUUAUGAUUAUCAAGAAGCUUAUUAUAGUAGUCUUGACAAAGCUGUUCGUUUGUUUCGGGAUAUUUCGGAUUGGCAUAACGAAUUGGAACGCACCAUACGCAAUGAAAAACUCAGAAAAUUUUGGAGACUAUCUACCGUUAAUAUAGACUUCAAGCUUUGUCGUAGUUUGUCUCGAUAUAUAAUUAUACCGGCAUCGAUUACCGAUGGUCAGCUAAUAGACGCAGCUAAGCGCUUUCAAGGUAACCGUCCACCAAUUUGGUCUUGGUCGAAUGAGCGUGGUGCAGCAUUAGUAAAAAUGUCCGAACUUUCGCCGUUAGCUACCAAUAGAAUACAAGAAAACAUUAUGUUCGAGAACGUUCGUAAAAGUCAUCCACAAAAAAUGCCACCAAUCGUUUUAGAGCUAAAUAAAGGUAUUAGCGUGAAGUUAAUAGCAUUAGCUUUUUCAAAAUUUGUCAACUUGUGCUCUCCAGAAAACAUUAGGCAGUUUUGGUUACAGGAUAAUAAUUUUUAUUCGUUAGUAGAGAACACAAAAUGGUUAAAGCAUGUAUCAUACUGUUUACAAAAAGCUGUUGAGGCCUGUGAGCACCUUCAUUUAGGAUUCUCUGUUAUUUUACAAGAAGGUGCUGGCACAGACCUUUGUUGUAUUGUAUCGAGCUUAGUUCAAUUGUUACUUGAUCCUUAUUUUCGAACCAUAAAUGGGUUCCAGUCUCUUUUGCAAAAAGAAUGGGUUGCAGGUGGACAUCCAUUCUGUGAUAGAUUAGGUCAUAUUUCUAAGAGGACUUCAGAGAAGUCUCCGUUGCUUCUUUUAUACCUUGACUGUGUCUGGCAAUUGAGUCAACAAUUUCCCGCGGAAUUCGAGUUCACGGAAACGUACCUGACAACUUUGUGGGAUGCUGCCCAUGUUUCCAUUUUCGACACGUUCAUUUUUAACUGCGAGAAAGACCGAGUUGCGGCAGCUACGGAUCCAGAGAAACCUCUUGUUCUAAGAAGUGUGUGGGAUUGGAGAGAGCAAUUCAGCGACCAAGAUAUUUUGUUAUUUGAUAAUCCCCUUUACAAUCCCCGCGAGACAGACUCCAAGGAGAAAUGUGUGAUAAAACCCCUGUACAAUGUCGCGAAUCUAGAACUUUGGACUCAGUGUUACUUUCGAUGGAUACCAACACUGGAGAUUCAUAAUGGUGGUCGGAAUCAUAUUGAGCUUUAUGCCAGGCUACUACGAAAUGAUGUGAAUCAGUUGAAGAUGAACAUAAAUGGUAAUUGCGGAUCGCCUACUGGUAAAUCAAACAGCUACUCCGUUCAGAUGAAUAUCGAUAGCUUCUAUCCAUUUUCAAAUAAGAAAUCUGGGAAUAUAGUGAGCACCCCAAUCAUGAACAGCUCCAUUCUUGCUACAAAAAGCCUGUUAGAAGCGCAGUCCUUGAUCACUGCGACCGACUGAUGUACAUAUCUCGCUAACAUUUGUUUUCUUGACUUGUUAAAAGGAACAGAUAACAUCUUUUGUAGUUACGUGAGAAUCGCCAUGAGUAUUAGGGAAAAGUCUCUUAAUCCUUUCAGUGCCAGAUUUUCGUAGUGUUUACAAGCAAGUUAUGAUCGAAAAAAAUAAUUUGCUUGUUUAUUUAUGUCAUAAAUUUCAUUUGUAUUUAUGUUGUAGAUAUGUUCGGAAU
Messenger RNA from Bombus terrestris (buff-tailed bumblebee), 2503 nucleotides. RefSeq names its product myotubularin-related protein 10-B. Bases 319 to 2277 code for a protein of 652 amino acids. The transcript is spliced from 10 exons. NCBI's taxonomy places the organism in Eukaryota, Metazoa, Arthropoda, Insecta, Hymenoptera, Apidae. The record is from RefSeq and is a predicted model, not a curated record.